Macroventuria anomochaeta is the source of this 273-nucleotide messenger RNA. RefSeq lists its product as uncharacterized. NCBI's taxonomy places the organism in Eukaryota, Fungi, Ascomycota, Dothideomycetes, Pleosporales, Didymellaceae. The transcript has a single exon. The annotation marks the transcript as partial. The record is from RefSeq and is a predicted model, not a curated record.
GCCCAACUCCAGCAGUACCUUACUAUAGAAGAAGAGAAAGCACUUGUUGCAAUCCUGUUGCUAAUGUCUAGUCUUGGACAGCCUGUCCGCAUCAAGUAUAUACCUACCUUGGCCUUCAGCAUCGCCCGUCGUCGAUCCUCCACGAACAGACCGAACAAGCCUCCUGGUAAGAACUGGGCUCAGGCUUUUGGGAAACGCCAUCCCGAGCUCAAAGCGAGACGGAUCAAAUCUAUAGAUUGGCAGCGUCACGAAACGCACAUACACGACAAGGUU